Molecule: messenger RNA, 1799 nt
Organism: Falco peregrinus (peregrine falcon)
Lineage: Eukaryota; Metazoa; Chordata; Aves; Falconiformes; Falconidae
Product: leucine-rich repeat-containing protein 71
Exons: 15
Coding region: 159-1799 (546 amino acids)
Molecular function (GO): protein binding
Source: RefSeq, a predicted model, not a curated record
CCCCCCCAUAACUGGAUUCCCAUAGAACCCCCAGCCCUGGGACCACCAUAGGGCCCUGGGUCCCCCCCUGCACACAUAGGGACCCCCUGGCCCAGGGCUGUGGGUGCUGGGGGUGCUGGGGGGCGCUGAGCCCCCCCGGUGCCCCCCAGCUGAGGGCCAUGAGGCGGCGGGGGGAGCGGGCACCCCGGGAGAAGGCGGCUGCGGAGGAGACGAAGAGCCCGGGGAGGAAGGCUGAGCAGGGCGCAGAGGAGUACUGCUGCAGCGGGAUCCUGGAGCAGGAUUUCCCCGAGCUCUGCACCCGCGCUGGCAUGGCCACCGUCCCCAAAGUCACCCUCCGGCCGUCCCCCAGCUUCCCUGCGGAUGAGGAGCCCACCGAGCCCACGCUGGUGGGGGUCCUCGCCCGCAUCGAGCGCAAGUACAGCUACUUCCAGCCCUGCAUCCAGGUGGAGAGGGAGCCCCAGGACCCCCGGAGCACCCGCGCCGUCUUCCUGCGAGGCUGGAAGAUGGAGGAGCCCAUGCUGGGGGUCCUGAGCCAGUGCCUGCCCACCCUGGCCGGCUUGCAGGCAGUGCACCUCUGGAAGGUCGGGCUGUCGGAGCGGCUGCUGCCGGUGCUCCUGGCACUGCUGGCACGCUGUCCUCGCCUGCGGACCCUCAGCCUGGAGGGGAACCCCCUGCCCACACCGGCCUUCCACACGCUGAUGGGGAGCGACAGCCCGCUGGUUCACCUCUCCCUGCGCAACAACCACAUCGGGGACGAGGAUGCUCAGCUCAUCGGGAAGGGUCUUUCCACGCUGAGCCCCUCCGGCCGCAGCCUGGCCUCACUCAUCCUCAGCUUCAACCGCAUCUCGGACCUGGGGGCUGCCUACAUCGCCAGGGGCUUGCGUUUGAACCGCUCCCUCCUCUUCUUGUCCCUGGAGAACAACGACAUUGGUGACGUGGGGGCCACCAGGCUGGCUGAGGUCCUGGCACCCUUCGCGCUGACGCACGACGAGGUGGUGGAGCGGAGGCGGCUGCUCCUGGCAGAGGCGCUGGGACAGUCCUGCACGACCCCAAAAGAGACCAAGGGCCAGAGUGAGGAUCCUUCCAGCGCAGCCCCUGACAAGCUGCCCUGGGCCAAGCACGGCAAACCCCCCCCCAAAAAAAAGGAGCUGCUGCAGAAGGAGGAGGGCAGGCAGCGCAAGAAGUCACCGGAGCCAAGAGCUGCCCGCGGCAGAGAUCCAAAACCACGCCGCCAGGAGAAGCCGAACCUGGAGGCGCCAGAUCCGGCCGAGCUGCCUCACCCGCUGCUGGCAGAGGCCAGGGAGCACAAGGGCAGCGUCAUCCUGCCGGGGAACCGGGCGCUCCUCAACCUCAACCUGGCCUACAACCAUGUCACCGAGCGGGGACUCGGCGCCUUCCUGGCAGCGCUGGAGGAGCAGCAGCGGGAGAAGAAACCAAAGGUGCCGGGGCAGGAGGGGCUGCUGUGCCUCUCCCUGGAGGUGAGCCGGGUGGGCCGUGGGGCUGGCACUGCUGUGGGGCUGGCAUCACCAAUGGCAUGUGGUGGGGGCAUCGCCGUGGGCUGGCAUCACCCGUGGGCACACGGAAGCUGCUACCAUCGGAAGGGAACAACAAUAUUAUUCUUAAGCGCACCCAGCCUGCGCCAUCCCAGCGGGAACCGCAUCGCAAAGCCCCCGGAGCUGCUGGGAAGGCGGCUGCUUCUGGGGAGGAGCCCGGCAAAGCCACCCUGGACCCCCCAGUCGGACACCGAGCCCCUCACCUACCUCCUCGGUGCUGCUGGCGAGGUCUUCGGUGCUGAGUAA